This is a messenger RNA of Thalassophryne amazonica, 7134 nucleotides long. RefSeq names its product ras responsive element binding protein 1a (gene rreb1a). The transcript has 20 exons. Gene Ontology annotation, cellular component: nucleus. Lineage: Eukaryota; Metazoa; Chordata; Actinopteri; Batrachoidiformes; Batrachoididae. The record is from RefSeq and is a predicted model, not a curated record. Gene Ontology annotation, biological process: regulation of transcription by RNA polymerase II. Gene Ontology annotation, molecular function: RNA polymerase II cis-regulatory region sequence-specific DNA binding; DNA-binding transcription activator activity, RNA polymerase II-specific. Bases 218 to 5986 code for a protein of 1922 amino acids.
CUUUUUUCCGCUCUUCAUCCUCUCAUCGCCUCAGCCGUUCAUCAUCUUCACCUUCAUCAUCAUCUUCAUCCUCCCGCUGGUCGCCACCAUGUCUGCGCGCGAGCGGCCGAACCCGAACAAACUCCACCUGUGAGCGGCGGUCCCAGACACGCACACAAAAGGCCCCGCCCCCUUCCAGCCCGAGACGUGAGGGAGUGAGUGUUGCUUAACGGCAGUGAUGGAAAACGCCACAGAGGAGCAACAAGAUGGGGGAGGAGCCAACGCUGAGACAAAUGAAGAGGCGGGGCUUACGGAAGGGAAAACACACAGCGUCCUCAAAGUAGCGGUCAGCGGUGCAACGGAGGCAGCGAGCCACGAACAGAAGCUACAGAAUGGUGACCAAGGUGAAGGAGGAGGAAACGAGGGAGCUGAAGGAGGAGGAGACCUGUCACCCAUCAACGCCAUGAUGUCAGCAGUGAUGUCAGCAACUGGGACCAUCAACGGAGGAGGAGGAGAGGGAGGAGGGAGUGGAGCCACCUCAGGCCACUCCUCCUCUGCUGCACCCUCCCCCAGCCCCUCCCCCAACAAGACUGCAGCCAUGAGAGCACCGCCAACCCGCAACACACGACGAAACCAGGACACCAAAGACGACGGUUCCUCUUACAUCUGUCCUCUGUGUGAUAAGAACUGUCAAACGCAACACCAGCUCACCAUGCACAUCCGACAGCACAACGCCGAUGCCGGCGCCACGGACCAUUCGUGCAGCAUCUGUGGGAAGUGUCUAAGCUCCGCCUCCUCGUUGGACAGGCACAUGCUGGUCCACAGCGGGGAACGACCGUACAAAUGCUCCAUCUGUGGACAGACCUUCACUACCAACGGCAACAUGCACAGGCAUAUGAAGAUCCACGAGAAGGACCCGGCCAGCAGCCUGCUUCCCAUCAGCCCCCCGUCCCCGACCAAACGCCGCCGUCCGUCCUUUAAGAGGAGGCAGGGCCUGGAGGAGGAGAACGGCGAGGAGCCGCCCACAAAGAAGAUGGCAGAGGACAGCGCACUGGAGGAGGUGGCAGCGGUACCGGUGGCGGCGGUUCAGGGAUCAGAGGAGGAGCUGCUGCAGUGUCCCAUUUGCUUCACCACCUGCAGCUCCAGACUGGAGCUGGAUGCUCACAUGGACUCGCACCCGGACACGGCGCUGAGGUGUGAUCUUUGCUGUGUUUCGUUUCGAACCCACCGCGGUCUGUUGCGUCACAAUGCAGCAGUCCAUAAGCUCCUCCCCCAGGACCCCAGUGGCCGUCCGUUCAUCCAGAACAAUCCCUCCAUCCCCACCGGCUUCAAUGAUCUCGCCUUCAUCGACUUCUCCUGCAAGAAGUUUCCUCACAUCGCUCAGGUCUGGUGUGAGACAAAUCUUCGUCGCUGCAUCAGUAAGUUCCAUCAGUUCAUCUGCGAGUGCUGUGAUAAGGCGUUUCCUCUUCGCUCCGCCCUGGACAUCCAUAAAACCACCAGCCACCAAGUCCCCUCCGCCGUCGCCGACACGGAGAACGCCACCGAAGAAUGUGAGGAGAAACCAGAGGACAGAGCACCAGAAAGUGCAGCCGCAGGAGCAGAGACGGUAGAAGAUCCACCUGAGCAGAACGGUUUCCUGGAGCUGUUGGGUCUUCAUCACAUGUCCAAGGUGAAAUCCGGCCCCACUGAGGACGAGAUCCACCAGGCCCAUCUGGACAGUAUCAAGGUGAUCCACGUUGAGCCGCCCUCUUCCAGUCUACCCCAGGAAACUGCCUCAGCCUUCGUGGCCGGAGGUCUUGGGCUGAGCCUGGGUGUCGGGGAGCUGGCGGCCCUCAGCAUUCCGCUGCUGGAUGGGUCGGGCUCAGGUUCAGCCUCCCUGCAGUGUCUGUCCCAGAGAGAUGCCCUCAACUUGCUGUCCCUGCAGCCUUUCCAGGCCGGGUUCCUCCUGCAGCACGACGAGGCAGCAGCAGCUUCAUCUGGGCUGAAACCCACCGAGGGAGGUGGAGGUGGGAUCAUGGAGCUGGCAGACAUCCAGCAGAUCCUCAAAGUGGCGGCGGCAGCACCAAAUCAGAUGGGGCUGAGUCUGCCGCCUCGGGCCAAAGCUCUGGGGCUUAAUGGAGGUCAAGGUCAGAAGAGCAUGCCGACGCUGAAGCCCAAACCUCCCAUCACCCCUCGCUCCAGCCUAACAGCAACGACUCCUCCCCCACUCCAGAAUUCCCAGCAGGCCUCACUGGGCUGCAUCAGCCCCAGCCUGCCACCUCCCACGCCCACGCUCUUCAAAACGCCAUCAUCAUCAUCCUCAUCAUCAUCAGCUGGGAAUGGCGGGCAGAUGGACCCUGACUGCGUAGGCAAUGCACACAUGCCCUUGUCUGACUCCCCCCCUGCAGCCGCCACGGCUAUACAGGAGGAGCUGGGGCCUGGCUGUAGAAAGUCUGGAGGCAAAGGCGGGAAUGUCGGGCACGCCGGCUCGGCUAAAGGCUCAUAUCCCUGCCGUUUCUGUAACCAGGUGUUUGCCUUUUCGGGUGUCCUCCAGGCACACAUGCGCUUCCACCUUGGCAUCCUUCCACACCAGUGCAACAUCUGCGACUAUGUGGCUCCAGACAAAGCUACUCUGAUCCGCCACCUGCGGACUCACAGCGGGGAGCGGCCAUAUGUCUGCCGCGUCUGCCACUACCCCUUUACGGUCAAAGCAAACUGUGAGCGCCAUCUCAGGAAGAAGCACGCCAAGACCUCGAGGAAAGACAUCGAGAAAAACAUCAAGUAUAUCACCUCCACCACGUCAACAAACAUCACACCCACCAUCACCACGGCCACGAGCACCACGAGCCAGGACACAGAGACGGGCUGCAGCGGAGCCGAGACCACCUGCCGCUUCUGCAGCGAGGACCUGAAGACCUACCGGGCCCUGCAGAUCCACCUGCGCACACACAAUGGCUGCCAGAGGAAGCCCUUUGAGUGCCGGCGCUGUGGUGCUGCCUUCCUCGCCAAACGAAACUGCAUCCACCACCUGCUGAAGCAGCACCCUGAGGUCCAGGAGCGAGAGAUCGAGGAUCACAUCACCACGCUGCUGCCUGCUGUUGCACCUGCCGCCGCCACCGUUGCCUCUGUCCAUGGCACUGGUCCAGUGCGGCCGACGGCCAUGAAUGGGACUGGACAAUCGCCAGUCCAGUUACUCCAAGCGGUGAAGGUCGAAGAGCUGGCGAAUUUGGUUUAUCCUGGAUCUGCAGAACUUGACCAGCCUCUAGACUUUUCCACCAAGGGCCGUGCACCAGCAAAACAGGCGGUGUCUCCUGGGGUGAAGGUGGAGAACCUGUGCCCCAGCUUUGACCCAGACCAGCCCAUCGACCUGUCCAUUCCCAGCAAGAGGCAGAGGAGGGAGGCAGCGAGUGCCGCAGAGAAGAGGGGGAUCAAGAUGGAGCAGAGUGGCAGUUUUGUUGAACAGCAGCAGAUUCUGGCUCUGAAAAAGGCUCCAUCCACAGAGGAGAAGACGGGAAGUACUCUGCCCUGCGUGCACCCCCAUCCCCAGUCCGGAUGCUACCAGCUCACUGCAGCUACUCCUCCUCCUUCCUCCCUCCCCCACAACCAGAACAACUCUACACGAUCCCUACGGCUCAAACCGCUGCUCCCCAAACCACCCUCCUCCGCGUCUUCGCCACCUUCUGCUCCUCUGAAGGAGCUUCCUCCUCUGGCCUCCAUUGCUCAAAUCAUUCACUCAGUUUCUGGAGCUCCGGACCUCUUGAAGACCGAAACGGAGGGUGUCACCUCAAAUAAAGUGGACCUGUCUGCAGAUGUGCCAGCACCCCCUGUUGUUCCGGAGCCACAGAGCGAAGACUCAUCUGAAGGAUCAUCAAGAAAACGAUCCAAGAAGAAACUCACAGCAGCGAAGGAGAAGGCCGCUGGAAGUGGAACACAUGGUGGCAGCAUCGACCUGGAGUCGAGCGGUGAGUUUGCCAGUGUGGAGAAGAUGCUCGCCACCACGGACACCAACAAGUUCAGCAACUACCUCCAGACCGGAGCUGGAGACCUGGGCGCAAAGAGAGAUGGCGGUAAAGGAGGAGGAGGUGGUGAGGAGAAGGAGUUAGUUGCUAAGGAUGAUGGAAGGCCGGCAGUGUCCCAUUCCAAAGGGAAGAAGAAUGCUUACUCCAAUUCGGUACAGAAAAUGACGUGCCAGUACUGUCCCCGAGUGUUCCCCUGGGCCAGCUCGUUGCAGCGCCACAUGCUGACGCACACAGGACAAAAACCGUUCCCCUGUCCGAAGUGCGAUGCUUUUUUCUCCACCAAAUCCAACUGUGAGCGCCACCUGCUGAGGAAGCACGGUGUGACCAACAGAACGCUGCGACGCAACGGCGCACUCGUUAAGAAGGUGCCCGACGACAGCUCACAUGAGAGCGCAGAGAGCCAAUCGGAGACGGAGCAGAUCACACCAGAAGCCUCUGACCUCAGUGGCAGCACCGCCUCCACAGAAACCAGCUCCACCCACAAUGAAGAGCAGCGAUCCAGCCCUGAAGCACAGACUUUGGUGGAGCCAGACCCACCAAGCCCCACCCACAAUGCCAGUCAAGGUUGCAGUCCAGUUACAGACGCUACAGAGCAGCUGGAGACUGAAGCAUCAGAGACACAGGACCAGCGGGGGGCACCAGAAUCUAAGCCAACACAGGGAAAACAGACUCCACAGAACAGCAGCACUAAGGUGGAGUGUGUGGAUGACGACGACUGUCACAGCAAUAAAAGUCUCGACCUAAACUUCGCCAGAAAACUCAUCGACUUCAAGUUUUCUACAUCCUCAGGAUCCGUUCAGGAAGAGCAACCUUCAGAACCCAAGUCAUCAUCCUCGUCUUCUUCUACCUCUACGUCUGUUCCCAAGCCAGCGGCAGAGAGUCCAGAGGAGCAAAAGGAGAAGGAGAGAAUCACUGCCACCCCCGCCGACUCUUUGUCCACGAGCAGUGUGGCAAAACUGCAGCCGGAGUACAAACAUGUGUGUCGCGUUUGCAAAAAGAGCUUCCGCUACGCCACCACACUCGCUCGCCAUGAGAGGGCGCACCUCUGUGAGGAGGCACCAGCAGAGGAGAGGCCUUCAGCAAAAGAAGAGCUGGCAGAAAGUAAGGAGGCUGAUAAAGAGGAGGCGCAAAAGAAGGAGGUGGAGCCAGACGUAGAGGAAAGUGGGGUAAAGGAGGUGGAGAGUGAGGCGGGGGAGAGCAGUGAGUCCGAAGAGGAGGAGGAGAAGAAAGAGGAGCGGAGUGAUGAGGAGGGCGGAGGUUCAAUUUCAAAGAAUGAGGAGCCAUCAGGAGGAGGGCGAGUGGACAAGAGGAAGAAGAUCUGCAAUGUUUGUGGCAAACGUUUCUGGUCUCUGCAGGAUCUGACUCGACACAUGCGGUCGCACACAGGCGAGCGGCCGUACCAAUGCCAAACCUGCGAGAGGACCUUCACCCUGAAGCACAGCCUGGUCCGCCACCAACGGAUCCACCUGAAACUGCGCGGAGCUGAUGGCACUGCCGCUGCAAACGAUGACAUUAGCGAGGACGGAGACUCCUGCACCCCGACUCCGACCUCCACGUGCCCACCUUCAGAGAAUGAGAGCGAGUGUGGCGCUGUGGGAUCCAAGGAGCUGGAAGAGGCGGAACAUAAAGGAGACCACCAGAAGGAGAAGGUGGAGGAGACCAAAGACAAGAACCUGAGGGAAGCCUCUGAGGAACCCACGACGCCCUCUGGGUCCAGUCCAGGUUCAGCUUCAGAUGGACCUGACUCACCGACUGCAGACUCAUCGCAUGUGAAGCAGCAAAGCGGCGCCACCUCGAUGCCCAGCCACCAAACUAAAGACAGAAGGUCCGCCGCCGCCUUGACGGCUAGUAAGCCGACGUCGUCUUCCUCCGACUCUCCACCUGAGGAUGGAGCGGCAGCCUCCCCCGCUGAGGGCUUCAUCCAGGGUCUGCUGGAAAUCCACCACCCCAACCCCACCUUGGAACACAUCCUGCCCAACGGAGAGCCUCCUCUCGUGCGGGUAGACUGAGGGACGGCGCCCCCUGCUGUCUGCCUAAAGCGGCGUCACCACAGUGCCAAUCCACAACUUUUGAUGCAAAACCAGUCCGGACAGCCUUUAAUCGAUGAAAACCUCGUUUUCUUGAAGUGCCUUACUACUAGUUCUACUUCUAAGAGAUUUUUUUUUUUUGCGGUAUCUUGAUCCGCGUUAUUUCGGAGGAUGGAUCUAAUUUUAUAGCUUUUUAUCAUGACAAUGAUUUGCAUUAAUAUUUUUGUGCGGAGAAUCUAUAUUUCAGCAAUAAAAUAAAGUUACACUUUAUAAUUGUUAUAGGUUUUUGGGGGGGGGUUUGGAGAAAUUAUGAUCAACUUUAGGAGGCGCAGCGAGACAGAUGGCGACUUGGAGAGACUGUCCGCCAUUUCUUCUUCUAUUUAAAUCACAGACUGAUUGAACUGCUCCUCUGAUCUGGAUUUAAGAGGAAAAACCCGUCAGGGUGGCAAAAACUGUUGGUUUUUGUUUUAUUUUUUCCCUCCUCUGCCAAACAUGGCGGCUUGUGGUUACCAAAAUUCACCAGUUGUUUCCAUGUUGGAGCGGCUGUUAGUAGUUCUGGAGAUAAACUAACCCGUAGCAGCUGGUUGAGUUCACGUUGACCAGCGGGUGUCCCGGGACCUGCUGGGAGUCUCGGCUGUGUGGCGGAGGGAGCUGUUUUUUGUUUUUGUAACUGGAACCUGCAGGCGGACGCGGCGUCGUGUUGUGGGUUUGAUUGUAAGAACAUUCAGGUUUGUGUGGAAAUGAACUGACGGCGUGGCGUCCGUCUGUUGCCAUGUUUUUGUUAAAUCCUACACAGUAUGACCUUUAACCUUCUGUGAACUUUGUGUUACUUCGUUUCAUCCGUCUUCAUUCUCAGUUGACUUCCUGUGGGCAGGGUGGUCUGUGUGCCCCGCCCACUGGUCACAUGAUGGCUACAUGAUUUCCUGUGUGAUUAUCAGUGAUGUUUUGGUGUCCUGAUGGGAAUUCUUUGGUUUUGUGGAAUUUUUUUUCCCUCAGUAUCUGAACAAAUGGAAUGUUCACGUGUGCAUUCCCGCCUGUCCAGAAGACCUCCGGUGUGCUAACAUGUCGUAACGUGCUAACGUGUCGUAGCCGUGGUUCACUUUUACCUCAAACUUUUGCCUACAAACCUU